AUGACUCGACUGUCAGUCACCUUGCCUGUCCCACAGAUAGCUUCCAGAUUUUAUUUACCCGGUCAUUCUCCAAGAAUCAGCACACCAAAGUGCUGGUUUGGUGUAGGCUUUCCUGAACUGCUCAGGAACUCCCCAGCGGACUGUGACAGGGAUGGCUGCCACCAUGCAGAAGUACUCCUAGCAACUGAGAUGUGCAAGGCCCCAAAUCUUCCAGUAAGUCAUUACCGGCCCCCACUCCCUCUUUUGCAGCUACUGUGCCUUCCACACCCCUUUUUCUGGAUUCCAAAGAGACGCAGGAACAGGCCAGUGAUCUCCAGGCUGGAGGAUCCCACAAGUUACUCUCCGACCCUGUCCCCUCCGUCCAGUUUGACCAGGGCUGCACUCCGCCCCCAACCUCCCUACAAGCCUCCUUGGCCUCGCGCUGCACCCACCUUUUGGUCCGCGGAGAAGCCCCCUCCCCAGCUCGCUCGCGGCAUCGGAGAGCCCGCAGGGUUGUGGCAAGGGCGACUACGUGAGCGUCGGUGUGUCCGGGAGGCAGGGCCUGGGCUGGGUUCCCGGAGAUGUCGGCGGUGGGAGGAAGACGACGAGGAGGAGGAGCCCGUUAUCGCACCCGGGCGGGGCCGGCAAAGGGGCAACCCCGGCCGGAGCAAGCAGCGCGACACCAGCACCCCCGCGCGGCCGCCUGGCCUCCGCCAGGCCGGGACGGGGAUCGUGCUAGGUCCCGUCGCCCUCGGUGGCCUGAGAGCCUACCAAGUGUAUUUCCUCGCGUUUUAUAGGGAAAAUAAGGCCCGGAGAGAGACGAAGCGGCUUGUCCUUAAGCUCCAAACCCCACUACCCAACUUUGGAGAAGUCUCCAGACCUCUCGGGACCCGGGGCUGGGAACUUGUGCUAGGUUCGAAGCCAGAACAACAGGUGGUAAAGGGAUCAGCCGCCGCAGCCGCAGCUCCCGGGUCACGGUCGUAGCCGGGCCCAGCAGCGCGGUGGAGCACGUGGGCCCGGGAGGCGCUUCCCAGCUGCGGUCCCUGGAUCGCCCUCUCCACGCUGAAGCAACAGCUCCCUGGGGCCAGCUACCUAGAGUGUUCCAGCCCCGGUGUGCCAGUGCAAGUCGCACGGUGAAAAUGUAGGUGACAGGAACCCAAACAGGUCCCCGCUGCACGCCCUCGCCUUGUUGUCCCCAGCCCUUCCCUCGGACUCGAGACUUGGGGAGCUACGUACCGGGUUCAGCUCAUAAGUCCCGAGGGCAGACGCGCCAGCCCGCGACAGCAUCCGCACUGGGGGAACAGGGACAGCUGCCGUGACGGCAGGAGCUGGGCCCGGGCUCGGGUUCGCGCCCCCCGCGGGCGGCGAAGUCCGUCCGUGCACGAGAGCUGCGCGGUCACCUCCUCCCUCCAGCAGUCACCCGGGGACUCGAGCUCCCCGCGGCCGCGCUGCCCCCUUUAACUUUCCUGCCAGCUCUCGGGACCCCGGGGUCCAUCCCAGGCCCCCUUCCACGUGAACGCCCCCCGCAGCCAAUGGGCGCGCCCGGGACUCCAGCCGCCGACCAAUGGGCGCGCAGCCACGGCGCUGGGGAGCAUCGCUUCGCCACGUGAUCGGCAGCGCGCCCGGAGUGAUCCGGCUGUGGGCCAGGGUCUGGGAAGGGGGUGGUGGGUCGCCGUUUCAUCAGAAGCCCGAGGACGGGCGCCAGGGGGCAACUUCCUACAGGAGGGCGUCCCGUUAGAAUGACAGGGCUUUUGCAAAAGUCUGACACCCGUGGCACAGAGCGCCCCAGAUAUGGAGGGUUUCACAGGCUCGUGUGUGGCUUCUUCAGUCCUCUCUUCAUUCACUCAUGUAUUCAUUUAUUCAACGACAUGUUACUAAGGAACCUCCUUAAGCCGGGAUGCUGAACGUGGAAAAAUAGUUGACUCUUGAACAAUGUGGGGGCUUGGGGCACCAACCCCCUGUGCAGUUGAAAAUCGACAUAUAACUUUGACUCGCCAAAAACUUCACUACAAUAGCCUGCUGUCAACCUGAAGUCUUACCAAUAACAUCAACAGUCAAUUAAACAUAUUAUGUAUGUUA
Molecule: messenger RNA, 2058 nt
Organism: Pan troglodytes (chimpanzee)
Lineage: Eukaryota; Metazoa; Chordata; Mammalia; Primates; Hominidae
Exons: 4
Coding region: 1-963 (320 amino acids)
Source: RefSeq, a predicted model, not a curated record